AUGUCGCGCCAGACGUCGCUUAUAAAUCGGCCGGAGACGGCCGAUAUGAUGGAGUUAGCCCAGGGCGUCAAGAAGGUCGAGUGGAUCACCGAUUCGAGAUCUCCGCUCUGCGGCACCUUUAUCGUAUAUCUGGAGGAUCACACGUUCGGCACGCUUAUGAGAUCCCGGCUGAGCAAGGACGAACGUGUUGCGUUCGUUGGAUACCGCGUCCCUCACCCCCUGGAAAACAAGCUAGAAAUCCGUCUACGUUGCAAAGUAGACAGCCCGUUUACCGUCAUGUUGAAUGCCCUAUCUAGCGUGCGCAGUAACGUGGCACACCUGAAGAAGGUGUACAUGGUAGGUUAUUGUCGCUCAUGCCGGAAGGAUGGAGUGGACAUCGAGGACUGGAAAGUCUGCAUCAGUCCACAGGUGGAGCCGUAUAUCACUACCACGCAUAUAACAGCCCUGGAUGUCUGCAAAGCGCCCGUCACUCUCAGCAAUUACAACUUUGUCGUCGUGCUGGGAUACGCCAACGGCAUCAUCUGUCUUUCCGGCGUGGACGCCCAGGGGCAGUUCCACAUAGUAUCGCAUAACGACAGGAACAGUGCCCAGGUGCUCCACCUGGAGGUUCACGUCGACAUUGAGGCGGAUAAAAGGGGCAAAGCCGCGCUUCACAGCUUCGCGCUGUUUGAGGGCGGCACCAUCGUGCGUUUUGCAUGGGACACCCUGCAGCAGAUCUCCAUAGAGUGCGGCUACGGCAUCAACGGAAUGCACGCCAGCUUGGCUCACAGUGUGAUUGCGCAGUACGCCCCGGACCGCAUGGUGCUGAGGUGUCUGGAUACCGACAGCAUCCUGAGGACCUUCGAGAACAUAGGCAGCGACACCUGGGAAGAAUGGGCGCUGGCCUUCCACCCUCAUCGGCGUCUGUUGGCAUUUGCAGGCACAAAUGCUAUCCGCUAUACGUCCGCUCCCCGCUGGGAGAUCUACCAGUUCGGCGACGGCGUGGUUCAUUCGGAGCCCAUAUCGUGCCUGCAAUUCACCGCCCUUGGCGACAUAGUGGUGCUGCUUACCGCCAGCCAAGACAACAUCGCAGUGUGGGAUUUCGACACCCAAUCUGUUCUAUAUAGGCGAACGGGAUGCGAGUUCAGGUUGUGUUUCCUUACCGACCUGAGGGAGAACGAGGUCAGCCUGGCAAUCUUGGGACACGUCUAUGACAGAAAGCCCUGGACCCUCACUCGGCUGACACUACCUGCUGAUGACCGCAUGGAGGAGGUAGGGGUGAAGCGCCUCGCGGAGGCGAGUUCCUCUUCGAAAGGCGCUGACGCCCAAGUAAACAAGCGACUGCGCCGGAUGGUGGAUGAUGAGGCGGAGGAUGCCGGAGACGACGUUGCGGAGGAUGCUGGAGACGACGUUGCGGAGGAUGAGGGCGGCCUCUUUGACGGCGUAGACAAUAUCGACGUCGAUGCCGAGAAGCCGGAGGCACCAGCGUCCCCAUCAAGGCACCGCCGCCGCAACGUAGACGUCUUCGACGUGCUCAAUGAUGAAUCGAGCAUCGCGCUGAUGGAGGACAUCGAGCGGCUCAAGCGGCGUGUGGCACAACUUGAGCGGCGGACUGAGGCGCGUUACAAUCUCACGCCGGGCUCAUGCCCAGCGCCGCAUGACGAGUCUUCUCAAUGGCUCAUGUAUUGGGACGAUGGUGGGCAGAUUACCAAGCAAGGUUCCGGCGAUUCCACAACUCUGCACGUCCACCUCUACUCGGGCCCCAAUGCCGGUUACAUACAGAAGCAUGACAGCCACAACUGCCACACGGCCGCGCUGUGCGGUAGGGCCCUGGUCACGGGCAGCGAGUUGGCUGUAGACAACGCACCCCAGGGGCUGUUGACCGUCUACAACCUGGGCACCAACGAGAUCUGGCAGCGCCGGUUAAGGCACGAAAGCAUCGCCUCAGUGGCAGUCUCUGACGAAUUUGUAGCUGUUCUGGGAGACGGCGUGCUCUACAUAUUCUCCUUUGCGGGUAGCAUGUUGGGGGUGUACCGCCUGAAAGGCGCACCGGUCGGCCUAGCUGCCAAGGGCAACAUCUUGGCCGUCAUUUCAGAGUGCACCAGCAACCCAAGGUCGUCCACAGUGUACUCCACGCGCCUGUUGUGGGUGAACGGUUUGCGCGGCCUCGCCCGAAAUUCCUUGAACCGCGUCGUCGACCUUUACGACGACGUGCUCGUACUGCCGCCUAACAGACAUGUGUCAUGGCUCAGCAUUUCCGACCAGCUCAACCUCUGGGUGGGCGAUUCGUCCGGCCAGUUGAUGUCGCUGGUGCCGGCCAUGGCGAGCUUCCACAAGCUGGGCGGCGUGUCCUUCGAGUGGGUCCCAUCGCUGCACCUCGCCGACCUGGGUGGUGAGAGCUCGUCGGAGGAGAAGAGCAAUCGCAUAAGGGCGUUCCCGCUCUACGUAAAUGAGCAAAAGCUGUGCUACAUCCGCCUGAAAGAGGGCGAACGCUACCCUCACAGCCAUGCGCCAGUGAACUUCCUGGGCUACACGCUGCGUAAGGCGCCGCUGCGUAUCGAGGGCGCAAGCGGUGCUUACAUGCCGUUCAACAAGUUCCAUUCGGUGAUGACACGCGACCCCAAACUGAAGGAGGUCGGCCCCGCUGGCAUCGUCGAGGAUGUCGCUGCCAUCCCCUGGCAGCAGUACGACGAGAUGCGCCACUCCCUAACGCUGCAGGGGGCUCAACUCGAGCUGUUGAUGCAGCUGCAGCAGGCGUACGGCUUCUGGUUCCGUGAUGCCGAGCGCGUGACCCAGAAGGCUGCGACUUCGAUGGGCAACGUCGAACUGGUGCACGACAAGUGGCUGCUGCGUAUGCUGCGCAAAGUGAAAGGCCAGCGCCAGGACAGCAAUGUACUCUACGAUGUGCUGCGUAUGAUCCGCUACCAGCGUUGCUUGGACACUGCCGCUGAAAUCCUGUCGGACCAGAUGGACGGUCGCCAGAGGAGGGUUCUGCGUGAAGCGUCGAUGCUGCUGGCCAAUGGCCCGAACCGGGACUUUUUGUUCCCAUCGCGCGAGAACAAGGCACCUGAUGCCAACGAUGCGCAGCAGCCCAGAGCGGAUGGCGAGCCGGAUGCUGGGAGAGGCGUGCAUGAUGUGACUGUCCUCAACAGGACCGUUGUUGCAGACAAGGACACGGUACCUGUCAGCGUAGCUGCCCCAGCUAAGGCCGUGCCGCCGUCCGCUGCACCCAAGCCGAAAGCGCCGGCCAAGCCCGUGCACGGUUUCGUGGAAGUCGACGGCAACCCAGAGGACAAAUCAAACUGGAUGGAACAGGUGUUCCGCCCAUGA
Babesia bigemina is the source of this 3309-nucleotide messenger RNA. RefSeq names its product Probable DNA-directed RNA polymerase. Gene Ontology annotation, biological process: DNA-templated DNA replication; mitotic cell cycle; transcription by RNA polymerase II. The transcript is spliced from 12 exons. Gene Ontology annotation, cellular component: RNA polymerase II, core complex; nuclear replication fork. NCBI's taxonomy places the organism in Eukaryota, Apicomplexa, Aconoidasida, Piroplasmida, Babesiidae. The record is from RefSeq and is a predicted model, not a curated record. The coding region runs from base 1 to 3309 and encodes 1102 amino acids. Gene Ontology annotation, molecular function: chromatin binding; protein dimerization activity.